Meriones unguiculatus (Mongolian gerbil) is the source of this 3275-nucleotide messenger RNA. It is a transcript of the gene Gnai3, whose product is annotated as G protein subunit alpha i3. Gene Ontology annotation, molecular function: G-protein beta/gamma-subunit complex binding; GTP binding; GTPase activity. Gene Ontology annotation, biological process: adenylate cyclase-modulating G protein-coupled receptor signaling pathway. The transcript has 9 exons. The record is from RefSeq and is a predicted model, not a curated record. Lineage: Eukaryota; Metazoa; Chordata; Mammalia; Rodentia; Muridae. Gene Ontology annotation, cellular component: heterotrimeric G-protein complex. Bases 141 to 1205 code for a protein of 354 amino acids.
CAGAUAUCCGGUUCUUCCGGGCGCUCAGGGAGCUGACGGGGAAGGCCACCGCCCAGCAGAAGACGCGUCUCCGCCGGUGGAGUCGCGGUUCCCGCGGUGUGUGAGUGAGCCAGGGCCCGGUCCCCUCUCCCGCCGCCGCCAUGGGCUGCACGUUGAGCGCCGAGGACAAGGCGGCGGUGGAGCGGAGCAAGAUGAUCGACCGCAACUUGCGGGAGGACGGGGAGAAGGCGGCCAAAGAAGUGAAGCUGCUGCUGCUCGGUGCUGGAGAAUCUGGUAAAAGUACCAUCGUGAAACAGAUGAAAAUCAUUCAUGAGGAUGGCUAUUCAGAAGACGAGUGUAAACAGUAUAAAGUAGUUGUCUACAGCAACACCAUUCAGUCCAUCAUUGCAAUCAUAAGAGCCAUGGGACGCCUAAAGAUUGAUUUUGGGGAAGCUGCCAGAGCAGACGAUGCCCGGCAGUUAUUUGUUUUAGCUGGCAGUGCCGAAGAAGGAGUCAUGACUUCAGAACUAGCGGGUGUGAUUAAACGGUUAUGGCGAGAUGGUGGGGUGCAAGCGUGCUUCAGCAGGUCCAGGGAAUAUCAGCUCAAUGAUUCUGCUUCAUAUUACCUAAAUGAUUUGGAUAGAAUAUCCCAGACCAACUACAUUCCAACUCAACAAGACGUGCUUCGGACAAGAGUGAAGACUACAGGCAUUGUGGAGACACACUUCACCUUCAAGGAGCUAUACUUCAAAAUGUUUGAUGUAGGUGGCCAAAGAUCAGAACGAAAAAAAUGGAUUCACUGUUUUGAGGGAGUGACAGCAAUUAUCUUUUGUGUGGCCCUCAGUGAUUAUGACCUUGUUCUGGCCGAGGAUGAGGAAAUGAACCGAAUGCACGAAAGCAUGAAAUUGUUUGACAGCAUUUGUAACAACAAAUGGUUUACAGAUACUUCAAUCAUUCUCUUUCUUAAUAAGAAAGACCUUUUUGAGGAGAAAAUAAAGAGGAGUCCAUUAACAAUCUGUUAUCCAGAAUACACAGGUUCCAACACAUACGAAGAGGCAGCUGCUUAUAUUCAGUGCCAGUUUGAAGAUCUGAACCGAAGAAAAGAUACCAAGGAGAUCUACACUCACUUCACUUGUGCCACAGACACCAAAAAUGUGCAGUUUGUUUUUGAUGCUGUUACAGAUGUCAUCAUUAAAAACAACUUAAAGGAAUGUGGGCUUUAUUGAGAGGAUGGCAUUACUAAGUUUCUACAGUGAGGAGUGUUGAGACCAGACAUCAUCUGCUGUCUCUUGGGUCAGCUACAAGCCUGACGGGACCAAGGAAUGGCAGCAGCAUGCAGAAUCUUAGCACUCUUUAGCACAAUCUUCUGUAUUAGGGAAUGUUUAAUUGGCAUGAGAAGUUCAAGUCAGACAUUGGAAUUGGAAUAACUGUAAAGUAUGAUUGCAUCAUCAGGGCAUCCCUUGGGUUUUAUAAUCUCAAAAGUUUAGGGCAUAUUGAAGUCGAGGUGCUGCAUUCCAGAACUUAAAUAUGUAGCCUACUUUUUUCCCCUUCUUAAUAGAUCACCAGUAGUUAAUUUCUAGGUUUUUCUCAUGGAGAAGAUUAACUAGAAAAUCUUAUUUGUUUGCAAAAGAAUCUUCUGAGAACUCAGUCUUAACUAUGCACACAAUGUGACCAGACAUCUUGAAAACAUUCCUCUUAGUAGGAACUGUUUGUUUUUAAAUCUUGAAAUGGUGAAGAAUAAUAUUUCCAUAAUUAAAGUUCUUCCCAGAUAUUGGGACUACAUUAAUAUAGCUUUUUUGAAUGAAAUUUACAUUACUGCCAUGUUUAAGGUACCAUGAUGGUUUCUAAACAUCAGUCACUUUGGAGAGUUCUACAGUAAGAUUCUAACUCUCGUUUCUUUAAACUAAUGGUUGAAGGUUAACCUUGUUUUUGCUGAUUACCAAAUUACUAAGUGAAUACUGAUGUGAUAUGAUAAACUCUGCUUCUUAGAUACAGACACACCCAGGAUAGCUGUCAAUUAGAGAUGCAAACUGCUAAAUUGAGAACCAGUGACUUGCUACUACCAAUCUACUAAAUUGGCCACUUUGAUUCUUGCCUGUUUGUCUUAGUCAUGGGGAGUUGUGUAUAAGGUGCCCCUUGUUCUCCAGCUUCAUGACCUUUUUGUUGUUGUUGCUGGGAGAUAUCACACACAUCAGUGUGUGAACAGUGCAUGCUUCUCCUUUGUAAAUGUGGCGCCAAAUCCCUGUCUGCAUCGUUUUUACCGUAGUCAUCCUUAGUCAGUAUGUUCUUUUUCUAAAACUUGCAUUUUGGGACUUCUUUUUCCACUUUGUCACGUGUACAGAUUUUAAUCUGUUACGGUUGGCAGCAGUAUUAAAAUGGUGAGUAAAGAGUCCAGGAUUGUUCCUGUUUGUAACUAAUCCUUUCUGGAAAUCUUGUCUUCAGUUUCUUUUUGCCCCUGCUGCGUGUUCUUUGGCCUUUGUCUGAGAGUGGGUUUAGGUAGAUGGGUGUCUUUGAAAGUCUAGUUCCUUGAUAUAAUAGUGUUAUGAAAUCUAGGGCUAAGGGCUUUAUGUGCAGUCUCUGUACAAGUGAUAUGAGUCAUAAUCCAGCAUCCUGAUUUAUAUUUUGCUUGUACUGAGAGCUACAGUCCUUUUGUACAAUACAUAACAAAUGUCAUUAAACACUGAGUGGACCACUGGGGGAUGGCAAACAGAGAAUGCAUUUUGAGCAUUUCAGAUCAGUAGUUUGAACAGUGCCUUUUGGGGUCCAGUCUUUCUGAAUUGGAUCCAUUUCAUCUUUUGAUGUUACCUCCUACUCAUUUAAAAGAAGGUUGGUGGUCAGAACUGCAUUGGAAAUCAAGCCACAGUGAUCAGUGCCUUUGCUGGCAGCUUUUAAAUUUUUUAAUUCUUACACGUUUUGGAAAAUCAUUUUUAUGCAGACAGUAUAACUGUUAUCUAACAAACAUUUCUGUAGAGCUAGGAAAAUGCCACCUGAAAGAAAGAAAAGUAUUGAUUUUAAUCAGUGCUUGACUGGAUUCUCACAUUAGAGGGUUGAUAAGUCUUACUCUGAAUUUAUCUUUCUUUUGUUAUAUUCUGUAAUAUAAAAGCAUCUGGGAAUGAGAACUAGUGAAAUACUUUUGUCAUAAUUUUUCUAUACUUUCGGUUUAAUAAAAUGGUGUUGAUAAGCUAAAAUAAUAGAUAAUCCAAAUUUAAUUUUACUUCAGAAUGCAUUUUGUAUUUUCAUUUGAAUCUGUCUAUUUUUUAAGUCUUUCUGCUAAUUAAAAAUAGAAGUUCUCUACA